Molecule: messenger RNA, 3585 nt
Organism: Cimex lectularius (bed bug)
Lineage: Eukaryota; Metazoa; Arthropoda; Insecta; Hemiptera; Cimicidae
Product: LIM domain and actin-binding protein 1
Exons: 23
Coding region: 302-3532 (1076 amino acids)
Biological process (GO): actin filament bundle assembly
Cellular component (GO): actin cytoskeleton; plasma membrane
Molecular function (GO): actin filament binding
Source: RefSeq, a predicted model, not a curated record
AAUAUCAUAGAGAAAGUUGUAGGAAAAAAAUCAGCUGUUAGAUCAAUUUAUUACUAGUACGAAAAUUUCAUUUGUUACAAUAUUUUUUCUAUUCGUUAAAACUUUCACGUCAGCUAGGAGUUUCAACAUCGGCAUCUUCUAAUAAUCACUGCAGCUUCAUGUCAUCUUAGUGUCAAACGUCUACCUCCGAUGGAUGCUCAUGUUAACCACCACAUGUUCUAGUCGGUUUAUCCGUUUCAAAUUCAAAAUCAAAACUUACUUUAUUCGAGUCUAAAUUCAAAGAGACAGUUCGCACAUCACGAUGACCAGCAGUGGGGAGAUGGCCGAGGUGGCAAAGAGUGUGGUAAGUGAGCCGGAAAGGACCGAAGAGGAGGUCUCCCUGCAAGAGUUAAUUGAUUCAGAGCUUGCCCUUAGAGUGCCAACCAAAAAUUACUCAUUCACAAGAGAUUUCCUAACAGCCGAAAGAGAACAUUCGGACGCUACCUCUCCUCCUUCGCUUUCCCUUUUAGCUCUUAACCAGCAAAACCUUUCCCUUAACAAUAACUCGCCGUCCUCUGAGGAAUGGACGACCGUCGAAGAGAUCGCCAAAGACAUACAAAACGAAGAUGAGUCCAACCGCGACAACAACAAUCCCGACCAAGUGGAAGAACUCGAGCAGGAGGUCGUCGAAACCCAAGAGGAGGUAGUCGUUGAAAACGAGGAAUACACGGAAACGACAGAAAAAACGGACACUACAGAGAAUAUCGAUACCAGUCACAAUAUAUCUUAUGGAGAUGGCAUCUCCGACAGCGACUAUGGUGAGACUGAAACAGUCGAGACUACAGUUACAGAAAAGAAGAAGAAAAAGAAGAGCAAUGGUGAGGGAGACACAAACUUCACCAAGAUGAAAAAAACAAAAAAAUCCAAGAAAACAGAAGAAAAGGAAAAUCACAUAUCCGUGAUGACAAAUGGCCAUCAUUCAAGCCCAGAACGCACUCCUUCACCACCUCCAGUUGUCAAGGAAAACGAGCUUUCCAAUGUCUGCGUUAAAAAUUUGAAAUUAAACUACGUCACUGAGGCGAACAAAUUGGUGCAAACUAAGCCGUCGGAAGUACCAGUGCCUCCAGCAGUUUCCAUAAGAGAACUCAGGCGCAGCUUUGGUGAUAUUCAUAAGGCAUGUGAAACGGUUGAUAUUACUGAAACAACUAAUACUGAUAUACAUUUGCGUGCUAGAUCGUUGGGUGAUUUGUCAAGAAUCAGCAGGCAGCCGCCCAUCAUAACUGGAGUCAACGUAAAAAAGUUGGCAGCUACGUACUGGAGGACAGUUUCUAUCGAGAACAAUUUGAAUGAUCAUGGAAAUAAACGGAUUGGCCGUCUAGACAAAUCGAGUUUUAGCAAAUUUGAUCAGUUGAGCAAGAAAGUGCUCCAUGUCAGAUCUUCUGAUCCAGCUAAAGCCUCAAAAACUUUCAGUCAGGGAUCAGACAGCCAGACAUCAUCAACAUGCAAGUCCUGUGGGAAAACUGUUUUCGCCAUGGAACAGGUCAAAGCAGAAAAAGCCGUUUGGCACAAAAACUGCUUCAGAUGCCAAACUUGCAACAAACAGCUCACCAUGGACAUAUAUAGCAGCCAUGAGGGAACUUUAUAUUGCAAGCCCCACUUUAAAGAACUCUUCAAGCCCAAGGCAGUAAUUGAAGAUGAAGAACCAGUGAGACGUCGUAAACCUGAAAUGAUAAUAAGGGAGAACCAACCGUUGGAAUUGCCCCCUGAUGUUGUUAGAGCAAGCGAUAAGCCAGACCUCGGUUUGGACGAGCUCAGCUCUUUGAAUGUAAAAUCAAGGUUUCAAGUAUUUGAGAAACAAGACAAUACAGAUGGCGAAAUUGAAAAAUCGCCCACAACUGUUAGCGUUAAGAGAUCAUCGAGCAUUUUGAGCAAGCUUGCCAAAUUUCAAAAGAAAGGGAUGGAUGUGGGCGUGACAGAUGACGCGCUUUCCAACGGAUUUAUCUGCGAAUCUUCAUCAUCCAGCGAGGAAGACGAAGAUGAAGAUGAUGAAGAAGAUACAGGAAUCAUCAAGUGCAGGCGAAAGGCCAAAGAGAGGCCAAUGAGUUUUGGAAAAAUUGAUGACGUGAAGAAAAGUUGGGAGAGUCAGCAUGACCAAGCAACAAGAAGAGAAAUGAUGCGAGAACAGAAGAAAGAAGAACUGCAAGCUCUCAGAUCAAGGAUGUUCAUGGGCAAACAGGUUAAAAUGAAAGAGCUUUAUGAGCAGGCUGUUGCUGAGAGCGAAGGAAAGCCAGCGAAAAGCCUAGAAAACGAUAUUGUUCGUAGUGAAAAGGCCAAGGUUGUACGAGAGAAAUUUGAAAAAGGAGAACCAGUCCGUUCUGAUGAUGAAGAAGAUAACAAAGGAAAGAAGGUGGAGGAAGAUAUGAGUGUCUUCGAAGAAGGAAUCUCGAAGAAAUCAAGAAGUAUAUUCCUUCAAAUGGAUGCGAAAGCUGUAAAGUCGCAGGCUGUUAGUAAUAUUGUCCAGCCACCACGAAAGGAAACAAAGACCAAAAUGGCAAGGGAGGUGUAUUAUUCAAGACAAGCUUCUGAAGAUGUUGUCAAAUCGAGCGAUGUCGUUGAGGAUGCCACCGUCGAAACUGCUGACAUUUCAUCGAAAUUCAAAUUCUUUGAGACUUACAAGCCAAAGGAGAAAGAGAGAAAGGCUUUCAGAAUAACUCCUCCGAGAGAAGGACAAGUCAAGACUGAAUCACCAGAAAGGGAAGUUUAUCGCGACCCUGAUGUGGUGAGGUGCGAUGACAAAGUUGAUGACGAACAAACCGUAAAGAAGAGCCAAACUGCCAGCAGAAUGCUCUCAAUGUUCAGACAGAUGGAGGAGCAGAAAGAAGUCGUCCCUGAUGGACCUAAGCCGAAGAAAUGUUUCACACCACCGCCAGAUUAUAAGGGAAGCGGAAGCUCAGAGGAAAGCGAGGAAGACGACGGUGAAGAGGACGAGGAAGAAGAGGAGGAAGAUGAAAGCGAAAGGGAAGACGGUGUUGUCAAGUCUUCUUACAAAGUAAAAGAUGAAUUCCUCGAACAGGCGAGGAAUGCCGCAAGGGCCAAGCAACUUGCUGCUAAGUUUGAAUCCUGGGAACCUGAGAAGCAAUCAAACAACAAUGCGAUUACUAUGCUUGAUUCGGAACAUGCCAGUAUCGAUUCGACAAAGUCCUUAAGAGCGAAAUUUGAAUCCCUCAAGAGCGAACAGCCGAAAGAGAAGAGCAGGCCCAAAGUCAAUAGAUUUGUGGAAUCUCCUGUCGCGCCACCGUCCCUCUGUGCUUUGUGUGAUAGUAAGGUCUACCCGUUAGAGAAAAUUGAAACUAAUGGGAAAAUUUUCCAUAAGCAAUGUUUCCGGUGUACGUACUGCAACUGCAUAUUGAGAAUGGAUUCAUACACUCUAAACAACAGCCAACUAUAUUGCUUGCCCCACUUCAAGCAACUGUUUAUUUCUAAGGGGAAUUAUGACGAGGGAUUUGGCUCAAACCAGCAUAAGCGUAAAUGGGACACUCCCGCUGCCAACUGACAAAAACACUCCUUUGUAAAUUUUUAAAUAUAUAUUUAUUUUUUAAAAGAUCA